CCGUCUCUCUCACUCAGUCCCUCCAACAUUUUGCUGUCGAGCUCCGGUUGGAACCGAGCGGAUCCUGCUCUCCGGGACGCACCGACAGAUUUAUUCCCAGGACUUGCUUCGCUCCAGACUCCUCCGGACGCCUCAUUUUUAUUUAGAGUAUUUUUCACAGAUAGUGGUGAGAGGAUCUAAGUUCUUUGCAGUCGCGCACCCGGAGCUCCAGGAAGAUGGGUUCGGUCCCCGCCAUAUCGCUCCUGGUCCUGGGCAUCGUGGUCCCCGCGCUGUCCGGAUACAUCGAGGCUUUAGCGGCCAAUGCGGGCACAGGUUUCGCCGUGGCCGGGCCUCAGGUGGCCAUGUUCUGCGGAAAGCUCAACAUGCACGUCAACAUUCAGACCGGCCGCUGGGAGCCCGACCCGUCCGGAACCAAGAGCUGCAUAGGAACCAAAGAGGGCGUGCUGCAGUACUGCCAGGAGAUGUAUCCAGAGUUUCAAAUCACAAACGUGGUGGAGGCCAACCAGCCAAUCCGCAUCGAGAACUGGUGCAAGAAGGAGAAGAAGGUGUGCAAAGGCCACGCCCACAUCGUGGUGCCUUACAAAUGCUUAGUGGGCGAGUUUGUGAGUGACGUGCUGCUGGUCCCCGAGAAAUGCAAGUUCUUCCACAAGGAGCGUAUGGACAUGUGCGUCAGCCACCAGCAGUGGCACGGGGUGGCCAAGGAGGCUUGUUCCAAGAGCUCCAUGAUGCUGCACAGCUACGGCAUGCUGCUGCCCUGCGGCAUCGACAAGUUCCACGGCACCGAGUACGUCUGCUGCCCCGCCACCCGCAGCGGGGAGGCCUCCCCGCCCUCCCUGCCCUCCCAGGAGGACGACGAGGAGGAGGAGAUAGAAGACGAGGAGAUCGACGACCUGGUGGAGGAGGGGGCCGUGCAGAGCAGCGAGACGCCGGCCGACGAGCAGCCCACGCAGAAGGAGGAGCUGGUGGAGGAGGACGAGGAUGAGGAGGAGGAAGACCACUACGAUGCCGAUUACCACUACGUCUACGAGGACGAGGAGAGCAACCACGACAGGGAGGACGAGGACGAGGACGAGGAUGAGGAGAAGAAGGAGAGCAGCAAAAUGUCAGAGGUCCAGGACGAGGACAAGACUCUACAGGAAGUGAAAGCGGUGUGCACCCUGGAGGCCGAGACCGGCCCCUGCCGAGCCUCCAUGCCCCGCUGGCACUUCGACUUGAGCCAGAGGAAGUGCGUGCGCUUCAUUUACGGGGGCUGCGCCGGCAACCGCAACAAUUUCGACUCAGAGGAGUACUGCAUGGCCGUGUGCAAGCGCCUGAUCACGCCGCCGACUCCUCAGCCCACCGACGACGUGGACAUCUACUUCGAGACCCCCGCCGACGACAAGGAGCACAGCCGCUUCCAGAGAGCCAAGGAGCAGCUGGAGAUCCGGCACCGCAACCGCAUGGAGAGGGUAAGGAAAGAGUGGGAAGAGGCCGAUCGCCAGGCGAAGAACCUGCCCAAGUCCGAGAGGCAAAUAUUGGUCCAGCACUUCCAGGCGAUGGUGGAGUCCCUGGAGGAGGAGGCGGCCAGCGAGAAGCAGCAGCUGGUGGAGACUCACCUCGCCCGCGUGGAGGCCAUGCUGAACGACCGCCGCCGUCUGGCCCUGGAGAACUACCUGGCCGCUCUGCAGGCCGACCCCCCCAGGCCUCACCGCAUCCUGCAGGCCCUGAGGAGAUACGUCCGUGCCGAGAACAAGGACCGUCAGCACACCAUCCGCCACUACCAGCACGUCCUGGCCGUGGACCCGGAGAAGGCUGCUCAGAUGAAGUCCCAGGUGAUGACCCACCUGCGGGUGAUCGAGGAGAGGAUGAACCAGAGCCUGUCGCUGCUCUACAAAGUUCCCUAUGUGGCCGAAGAGAUUCAGGAUGAAAUUGGUGAGCUUCAGGAUGAAAUUGACGAGUUGCUCCAGGAGCAGAAGGCUGACAUGGACCAGUUCCUGUCGUCCAUCUCCGAAUCGCAGCCCGACGUCACGGUCUCGUCGGAGGAGAGCGUGGAGGUCCCCGAGGCCGAGGGCAAACCCUACAGGCCCAUCCAGGUCACGUCCCUGGGGUCCCGCUCCGAGCCAGAGGGCGAUCUAUCAGACUCCCCACGUGCCUUCAAGAAAGGCUCCGCCAUGUCUGGCUUAGACGGCCUGAUAGGCGCCGAGGAGAGAAUCAUCAACAGCAAGCCCAAGAUCAGCGGAAAUGUGGUGAUUGAUGAGUCACUGGAUGUUAAAGAAGUGGUUUACAGUGCAGAGAGAGUCAGCGUUAUGCAUGAUGAUGAGCUGGAGACCUACCGGCCCCUGGGAGAGGACUUCAGCUUCGGGAGCAGCGCGCUGAUCGGCCUGCUGGUGAUCGCGGUGGCCAUAGCAACCGUGAUCGUGAUCAGCCUGGUGCUGCUGAGGAAAAGACAAUACGGCACCAUCAGCCACGGCAUCGUGGAGGUCGACCCCAUGCUGACGCCGGAGGAACGGCACCUCAACAAGAUGCAGAACCACGGCUACGAGAACCCCACCUACAAAUACCUGGAGCAGAUGCAGAUCUAACAGCAGCCCGGCGGGGGGCGCUGUGGAGUCUGACAGAGGACAGCAACUGAGGGGGAACAUACUACUGACCAAUAACACAUGAUGCUAUUGUUAAAAUCAUUUGCAUACAUCCAAACUCCAUUUACUGGUUUGUUCAAAACAAUCCCUAAAUAAUGCUACUACUUCUACUACUGCUACUAUUGUAUUAUAGAGCUCUUUUUGAUCAUGUUUCUUUUGAAAAGGUGAUGUAUCUACCGAUUUGCAUAAUGGAAAAAUGUGAUUCAGCAGAUUUAUCUGUGAUGAUCAGUACAGCUAUCUCAGAUCAAGAUGUAUAGCUUUCUUCAGACAUUUCUUUCAUUUUCUUUUCUUUUUUUUUUUUUUCCAACGUGAAAGGCAAAUCCAAUUUUAAGUUUAAUGUUUUUGUGGGAGCCGUCACGGAAGCGGCCUCGCGGACGCUGUUCUUUCCAUUUCCCACCGUGCGCGGCGUCGCCCGUGCAGUUUCUGAUGGUUUUCCUCAAAAAAGAAUUGGUGUUUUCAUUUGUUCUUUCUCCUCUCGAUAGAUUGCUUGUAUAUGAAGGUUCUUUGUACCAAUUAAACUGUUUAGUGAAACAACAAAUGAGAAAAAAGGAAAUCAUGAAUUAUUUACUUUCUGUUCUUUGUUAUGAUGAAAGACAAAAUAUACAUAUAUGAUUUAAAUCUAUAAAUAUAUAUAUAAAUAUAUAUAUAUGAGAGUAGAUGUUUUUAUUCCACCUUUUUUUCCCAGGGAAGCGGCCACGAGUGGGUUUAGCGGUCCUUAGCCUGGUGGUCUUGAGUGUUGAGUGCAGGCACCCAGUCAGGAAGCAUCGGGGGGGUGAGAGUGUGCACAGGCCUUCAGCUCAAACACGCCCCGCCACACCAAACCUGCUCCCAGCCCUUAUUCAGUGAAUGUGACGACACACACACACGCCACCUUCCACCUGGAAGGAACCUGAUAGAAGAGGUGGAUUUAAUGAGACUUUCUGAUACAUAGCUGAAUGUAUGAUGGAAACUUUUUUUCCGUACUAUGUAUCUGACCGGUUCCCUCGGACGCUGUAGCGGCACGAAGCUACAGAAAAAAGUGUCAUUUGAUGGGUGAGGAGUUCUUUUUUUUUUUUAUUUUAUUUUUUUAUUUUAAAUAAAUUAUCUGAAGCGCAAACCAAGUUCGAGUAAAGCGACGAAGCGAAAAAAUUUGGUGGGGUGAUGUGCAAACGUGUUACAGUCGGCUUUGGCUGGUCAUUCGAACAAUUUCCAGCCCCGAAGCACAAACCGAACAGCACAACCAACCCCGGGUGCAGACAGGCUGUCUAUGGUGCUAAAACUACUGUACGUCCAAAAUCAAGAGCGUGUGCGGGUUUAAACUGACUUUGAGGAAUUAUAAGACGUCUUGUGACGUGAAUUUUGGGUGCACGGAGGAAAAAAAAAAAAAAACCAGGAUUGAAGCCACCUAAAAGUUGAUUUGGAGCUGGAGGGCUGUGCAGGCAGACAGAGACACACAGAAAGAAAAGGCUUGGAGAGCUGGUUUUUGAAAAUAAAAAAAUAAAAUUAAAAAAAAGCAAUCUUGUGUAUUUUUACAGGUAGAGAAUGACACAAACAAGUAAACAGAAUCAUAGAGUUCUCUUUUUUUCCUCCCUCUCUCUCUCUCUCUCUUAGUAUUGUCUUUGUAUGCCUGUAUAGUUGAUGUUGCAAUCAUGGCUUUUUUCCAGAGGAUUACCUGUGGUGUGCAUUGUUCUUCUAUGAAAUGAUAUGAUAUAUAUUUUUAAGUUUGUUUUCUUGUUUUCUAUUUUCUUUUCCUCUUCCUGUGACAGUAUCUCUGUAUGUGACUGUCUCACUAUGCACCCAAACAGCUUCAAUCUUGUAACUGCCUGCUUGAUUGUGGGAAGGGACUGGGAACUAAUAUAAUAUGCAUAUUAGUGAUUUUUAAAAAAAAAAACAAAAAAGAAAAUACAAUGAUGGACACCAGUGGAAACAGAUUUAUGGUUACAAGAGGGAUACACAUCAAUAAA
Salarias fasciatus (jewelled blenny) is the source of this 4561-nucleotide messenger RNA. It is a transcript of the gene aplp2, whose product is annotated as amyloid beta (A4) precursor-like protein 2. The transcript has 18 exons. The coding region runs from base 216 to 2561 and encodes 781 amino acids. Gene Ontology annotation, cellular component: membrane. Gene Ontology annotation, biological process: axonogenesis; central nervous system development. Gene Ontology annotation, molecular function: serine-type endopeptidase inhibitor activity; transition metal ion binding; heparin binding. The record is from RefSeq and is a predicted model, not a curated record. Lineage: Eukaryota; Metazoa; Chordata; Actinopteri; Blenniiformes; Blenniidae.